This is a messenger RNA of Jaculus jaculus (lesser Egyptian jerboa), 963 nucleotides long. RefSeq names its product marginal zone B and B1 cell specific protein (gene Mzb1). Gene Ontology annotation, biological process: regulation of B cell proliferation. Bases 1 to 585 code for a protein of 194 amino acids. The transcript has 4 exons. The record is from RefSeq and is a predicted model, not a curated record. NCBI's taxonomy places the organism in Eukaryota, Metazoa, Chordata, Mammalia, Rodentia, Dipodidae. Gene Ontology annotation, cellular component: endoplasmic reticulum chaperone complex; extracellular region.
AUGAGGUUGCUCCUGCCGCUGUUGCUGCUUCUGGCUUCCACACUUAUCCUAGGAGGCCUUGGGGACCAGCCCUUCCUCUCCGCUACUGCCCCCCAGCUGGAUGACGAGGAGAAGUACUCAGCCCACAUGCCUGCUCACUUGCACUGUGACGCCUGCCGGGCAGUGGCCUACCAGAUGUGGCAACACCUGACAGCCGCAGAGGCCAAGUUACGCGCUCCACACUCCAGGGGGCGGCAAGCACUGAGUGAGUCCGUGUACAUGGACGUCCUGGACCGCAGCUGCACCCAGAACUGGAACGACUACGGGGUCCAAGAAGUGAACCAGGUGAAACGCCUCAUGGGCCCAGGGCUUAACAAGGAGCCGGGGCCUAGCAAGGAGCCAGGGCCAAGCAUCAGUGUGAUGGCCACUGGGGGACCCUGGCCCACCAGGCUCACCACGACGUGCUUGCACUACCUGGGAGAAACUGGAGAAGACCAAAUCUAUGAAGCCCAUCAGCAAGGCCGUGGGGCUCUGGAAGAAUUGCUGUGUGCGGGCACCCAGGGGGCCUGUUCAGAGGUGGUCCAAGUCCCAAGGGAAGAGCUUUAGUCCAGGACUCCCCUUGCCCUGGAAGGCAUGCAGAGUCUCCUCUGGAUCUUCACUAUUCCUUGGCUGUGCUGUUGUUUUGAGACAGGGUCUCACCAAGUAGCCCUGGCUGGCCUCCCAAGUGCUAAGGUUACCGGAUCCCUGUUCCUUUCUAUUAGCAGCUGUGUGGAGGGGGAGGGGAAGUCCUGGCUCCAGCUGCCAUUUUCCUUCCUCCUUCACUCAGCUCCAGGGCAUGAGGGCUGGGGAAGAACAAGGCUUUCCUUGUCUUCAUUCAAAUAAAACUUAAGAGAUCUGGCUGGAGAGAUGACUCAGGUUAAGGUGCUUGCCUGCAAGGCUUAGUAACCAAGGGUUUGAUUCCCCAGUGCCCACAUAGGGCCAAAC